CCCAUCUUCAUUGCCCCACCAGCGGAACAUCAUGUCAGAAAUGGAGGAUUACUCUCCUCCGAGAGGCCACCCUCAUCCUGACCCGGCCCGCAUCCAGCAGAACCUCCUGGAGGAGCAGGUGGAGCUCUGGUGGUUCAGUGAGCCUCGCAAAUCCCUAUUAUGCUACUGUGCCUCGGUGGCCUUGAUCUUGGGCUGCGGCCUAGGAGGCGUCGGCCUGCUCUCCACCACCACCAGCUUGUCCAGCGAGUGGCGUUUGGGUGCGGGAACCGCUCUUUGUCUUCUCGCUCUGGCUGUCCUACUAAAGCAGCUGUUAAGUUCCGCCGUCCAAGACAUGAACUGCGUGAGAAGCAGACGACGGAUCAACAUGCUAAAGAGCGGAGGUUUGUCGGACAUCCUCAUUAUGUUGAUCACAGGAGCCUCUCUGCUUAUUUGUGGCGCUGUGCUACUGGAUAUGGCCUUGGCGUACCACAUGCCCAAACCUGGCAAGGCACUCAAUGACAUGUAUAUUUCCGGGGUGGUGAUGCUGGCAGGAGGGAGUUUUACAGUGUUUGCCGUUGGAAUUUACGCUGCAGUAGCUUUCUUCUUGGAGAGGACAGGGCCGGGACAGAGACGCUGGGAAAGGACAGUGCGAGUCUUCAGUAUUUCAGCACAGAUGCAGGGGAGACGAGAGACUGCAUCAAGUCUGGCUCGUCUCAUAUAACUGUGACUGCAAAAUAAAU
This is a messenger RNA of Danio rerio (zebrafish), 719 nucleotides long. NCBI's taxonomy places the organism in Eukaryota, Metazoa, Chordata, Actinopteri, Cypriniformes, Danionidae. The record is from RefSeq and is a predicted model, not a curated record.